This is a messenger RNA of Copidosoma floridanum, 456 nucleotides long. RefSeq names its product cytochrome c oxidase subunit cyclope (gene cype). The record is from RefSeq and is a predicted model, not a curated record. NCBI's taxonomy places the organism in Eukaryota, Metazoa, Arthropoda, Insecta, Hymenoptera, Encyrtidae.
CUUGCAUGUUUACACAUUUUAGACAUGUACAGAGCUAUAUUUUGUAUUGUGUACCUAUAAAGGUUACUUUAAACUCCUCUCUGACAGUCCAUGAUGACUACAACAACGAUUCCAAAGCCUCAGCUGAGGAAUCUUCUGCAAACCAGAAUCACCAAAGCUAUAUAUGGAGCUGUUGCAUGCUCUAUAUUAGGAGGACUUGCUUGGAAAUACAUGGUAAUGGAGCCAAGGAAGAAGAAAUAUGCUGAAUUUUACAAAACCUACGAUCCAGUAAAGAGGCUAAAACUUAUGUGUGAUAGAGGGCUUUUGCAAGCUUGUGGUCCAAAUACAGAAAAUUGAAUUUGAUUUACAAUAUAAAUAGUGAUGAUUAUACCAAUCUUUGAAAACUUUGAUUCAAUGUUUCCGGUAUAACAUAAAUAAAACCCAAUUAAAGUUAAAAAAAUAUAACACUAAAAAAAA